CUCUCCAUUGCCCUCCUAUAAUGAAACCGUGACAGAUACAAACACCACACAGGUUUCAGUUCCUCUUUCAACGUGGUUUCUUUCUCUUUUGUUAUUGAUUUUUUAUUGUUCCCUUUUUUCUCCUAUAAAUACCCAUACCAUCUUCAUCAUCGUCUUCAUCCCCCUUCAAACACAAUCUCCCAAAUCCCAAACCAUGUCUCUCCUCAAGAACCCAACCCAUGUUAUCAUCUUCACCAUGCUUUUGGUGACCCUGUCAUCGGCUCUGGACAUGUCUAUUAUCGAUUACGACAUUAACCAUGUAAGCCAACAACCACAGAGGCAAACAACCAAUACCCAAGUAAGAAGGUUGUACGAAACAUGGUUGGUGAAACAUGGCAAAGCUUAUAAUGACUUGGGAGAGAAAGAAAAACGGUUCGAUAUCUUUAAGGAUAAUCUCAAGUUCAUCCUGGAACAUAACUCGGUUAAUCGUACGUAUAAGGUGGGUCUUAACAGGUUUGCGGAUAUGACCAAUGAGGAAUAUAAAGCUAUGUAUUUGGGUACUAGGGUUGACCCGAAAACCCGGUUACGUAGACUCGCGGGGAAAGAGAAGAGUAAUAGGUAUGCAUAUAAGGUUGGUGAUGAAUUGCCAGAGUCAGUUGAUUGGAGACAAAAAGGUGCUGUCAUGGAUGUAAAAGAUCAAGGCCAAUGUGGGAGUUGCUGGGCAUUUUCAACUGUGGCUGCUGUGGAAGGGAUAAACAAGAUCGUGACCGGUGAUCUUAUCUCUUUGUCGGAGCAGGAACUGGUGGACUGUGAUAAUAUGUAUAACCAGGGUUGUAAUGGUGGUUUAAUGGACCAUGCUUUUGAGUUUAUUAUUAACAAUGGUGGUAUUGAUACUGAAGAAGAUUACCCUUACCGGGCUACUGAUAAUACAUGUGAUAUAAACAGGAAAAAUGCUCGUGUUGUUACCAUUGAUGGAUAUGAAGAUGUCCCUGAAAACGAUGAGAAUUCUUUGAAGAAGGCUAUUGCACAUCAGCCUGUUAGUGUUGCCAUUGAAGCUGGUGGCAGGGCCUUCCAGCUCUACCAAUCGGGUGUGUUUACCGGUCAAUGUGGAACAAGCCUAGACCACGGUGUUGCCGCUGUUGGAUACGGCACAGAAGGUGGUGUAGAUUACUUUCUUGUGAGGAAUUCAUGGGGUCCUAACUGGGGAGAGAAUGGAUACAUCAAGAUGGAACGUAACGUCGCAGGUACAUCUACCGGCAAGUGCGGUAUUGCAAUGAUGGCCUCGUACCCCAUCAAGAAAGGACCAAAUCCACCUAAACCGGCUCCAUCUCCCCCUUCUCCCGUAAAACCCCCAACCGUGUGCAACGAGUACUACUCAUGUCCUCAAGGAAGCACUUGCUGUUGCUUAUAUGAGUAUGGCAAAUACUGCCUUGGCUGGGGAUGUUGCCCAGUGGAAUCUGCAACCUGCUGUGAUGAUCACUACAGUUGUUGCCCUCAUGAGUAUCCCGUAUGUGACCUCACAGCCGGAACUUGCCGCCUGAGCAAGGACAGUCCAUUGGGAGUAAAGCUAUUGAAACGAGGUCCGGCUAGUUUGAUUACCAAGCAACGAACCAGGACGACGGUUAGCGGCAGUGCUUGAGAAGCAAUGGAUUUCCUCCUUGGUCAUGGAGGAGAAAGCUAAAACCAAGUCUGCAAUGGAUGAAAAAUACUUCUACUGGUUUUUAAUGACAUAAAAAACAAAUUAAGGGAGAUCACAAAAUAUUUACUCAUUUAUAUUUAGUAGUCUUGUUUAAACUAAAGCAUACACAAUGCCUUUAGAUUUAUUGUCUUUUAUGUAUAUUGCAGAUUAUUUUUAAUGAUUUCCUUUCACCA
Molecule: messenger RNA, 1851 nt
Organism: Gossypium raimondii (Peruvian cotton)
Lineage: Eukaryota; Viridiplantae; Streptophyta; Magnoliopsida; Malvales; Malvaceae
Product: cysteine proteinase mucunain
Exons: 5
Coding region: 194-1618 (474 amino acids)
Cellular component (GO): lysosome
Molecular function (GO): cysteine-type endopeptidase activity
Source: RefSeq, a predicted model, not a curated record